UCCACACGCGGUUUCCACAGGGCAUAGCUAGUGCUUUUGGGAGGAGUUUCCCCGGAACAGGAGCUUAUCGGUGCCGUCCCACCGGAGCCUUUGCUACGCCCGAAACGAGAAACAAAUUAUCCUCCAUCGGUUGCCUGCUGGCUACUGCCACUCGAUCGGGUUAGUUCCAUCGCUGGCCAAAGAGCACUUCGCCCCCACAGCGCAUACCCUUCUCCAUCUCUCGACACUCUCUCUCCCUCUCUGCAAGCGUGCACGGACGCCAUGGACAAUCCUCCGGCAGCGGCAGCGGCGGCGGCGGUCAACAACAUGGCCGAUCCACAGGCAGUGGCAGCGGCCAACAACGUGGCCAAUCCUCCGGCGGCGGCGGCACCUGCGGCUGCUCCAGCAGCGAACGCCGCCGCAGCGCGCGCCGCGCGCCACGCCGCUUGGAAGAAGAAGGACAAGAAGCUUGCAAUCAUAUCGCUGACCGUUAUGGUGAUCGUCCUGGUUCUGGUUGUGGUGUUGUGCCUCGAGCCUUGGAAGAAGUAGAGAACCUAUAUGCAUCAAGAACCCUCCUGCACACAUGCGCGGCGUGCUCUGAAUAGUACUUUUGUGAGAUCGAGCGACCUGAUCGUGGGCGCGGUGAAGGAGUAACUACUACUCUAUGUCCAAUCUAUGGAGUUUCUUCUUCGUACCAUGUAGUACGUACUUUGUUCUUCGUACCAUCUAUGUACCUAGAUCAUUGCGAACCAAGUAAAAUUUCAGAUUGAUGUGCCUAAGGUGAACGUGCAACAGCUGCUUAGAGCUCACUGCUCACUGAAUUCA
Messenger RNA from Hordeum vulgare subsp. vulgare (domesticated barley), 804 nucleotides. RefSeq names its product ice-structuring protein-like. Lineage: Eukaryota; Viridiplantae; Streptophyta; Magnoliopsida; Poales; Poaceae. The record is from RefSeq and is a predicted model, not a curated record. The coding region runs from base 262 to 528 and encodes 88 amino acids. The transcript is spliced from 2 exons.